UACAUCUCAUUACCAGCGGAUAUCAUACAGUAAUAAAGGCCGAUCUAUUAUUAUUACAAAGAACUUGAUACACCAUGGCAGCCAACACAGCUCACUUGGAUGCACCGCCGGACCGUCUGACGUUCGGUGUAGAAUUAGAGUUCCUAGUCCCAUGGCUUUAUGAUGACCAAAACGACCCCCUAGGUCAAGCCAACGGUUUAUCUCCUCUCUUCAGGGUAAGUAGAAAUACCACUGACGCCGACAUUGAAAUUAGGGACACAUUACGGAAUCUCUUUUGGACGCACGGCCUCGAAACCAGUGUUCAAACGUAUAAAUAUAAAAGCGAAUACGCCAAGGGUACUCUCGAUCGAUACUCCGCUUGGAACAUCACGGGUGAUCCAUCGGUAAUAGAAGAAGACCCUUCGUUCCUGAAAUACCAAUGGACAGAUGUUGAAAUCACGAGUCCCGUCGAACCCGACAUCCCAAUCGCUUAUGAGAUUCUUAACUAUGCUCGGCAGUUGCUAACAAAAUCAUAUAGGUGCCGUGUCAACUCGUCUUGUGGACUUCACGUGCACGUCGGUAAGGGCGCCGAGAGAUUUGAUCUUACCAAUAUGAGACGCAUAGCCGCGUUGAUUUGGAGUUCUGAGCAUCUAGUUGCGAACCUCAAUCACCCUUCGCGACAGUCAAAUUUCAUGCUCCCAACACUCCGUACGAGGUCUGUGAUUGCGCUUGGAAGAAGCGACGGCACCCAUGACAAGAUAGUACCGGGAGCUCAACUUAGUCGAUGCAUGGAUUAUCUCGCUAAAGAAGUUAGGCACGGGGAAGAUCCAUUCUCAUUUAGAGACAGGAAUAGGGGUGAGGAUAUUCGGGCAGCCUUCGCAAAAACGCGAGAGAAUGGUCAUUAUGAACCCUUCCAAUGGUCGCCUAACGGACAAUCUAACGAUGCGUUCAUACCAAUAGAGAAAAACCAGAAGAGCGUCGACGAAGAAAUUUUGGAGAGUGCUGAAAAGAUGGCUUCUCAGCCGAACUUUCAGCGUUCGGUCAAGCCGAAAGAGCCUUCCCGCAUACGAACAUUGGCGAAGAUGGUAAAUAAGAAGCAUACCUAUAUAGAUCCGCUCAAUCCCGAUGUCAAAGAAGACCCGGGUGUGUUUGAAGGAGUGAAGCAGCUGUACGAAUCACCCAGCAGCUGCGAUCUCGCAUGGCUUAUGUAUCCCAAGGGUCGUGGAUCUGUAAACUUCAGUCUAUACAACUGUGGCGAAUUCUGUUGGGCGGAUCGAGGUAAAAGGACGAUAGAAUUCCGAGUGGCAGAAGGUACCCUCGAUAGUUGGGUGGUUACCUGGACAAAGAUCUGCGUCGGUAUGAUUCGGUUCGCCCUCUAUUCUCCCGUCGACGAGUUUCUGAGUGUAUUGAUGAAGUGUGAUGCAUCUGAUAGGGAAGGCGGGAAUUUCGAUUGUAUCGACUUUCUCGACGAGAUCGGGCUUCCGGCCGAGGCGGUGCUAGCUGAAAGGCAUCUUAAGGAGAACGAGAAGGAAUUCGGUAUCAAGUAUGUGAAUGGAUCUUCGUAACAGUAGGGAAUCGAUUAGGGGUGUCCUGGUUUUAGGUAAGUACCUGUCUACUAUAUUUUCUCUUCUCAUUUCCUUUUUCUGACUUAGAGGGCGCCUCAUCGUAAGUAAUAUUUCCCGCUUCACGUACGAGAGGUAGGCAUUUAGGUAAUCGAGUAGGUAAGUGUACGCUUCAUUAGGAAUAAUAUGAUACAAUGUACUG
Messenger RNA from Annulohypoxylon maeteangense, 1743 nucleotides. RefSeq lists its product as uncharacterized. Bases 75 to 1544 code for a protein of 489 amino acids. Lineage: Eukaryota; Fungi; Ascomycota; Sordariomycetes; Xylariales; Hypoxylaceae. The transcript has a single exon. The record is from RefSeq and is a predicted model, not a curated record.